This is a messenger RNA of Metopolophium dirhodum (rose-grain aphid), 1783 nucleotides long. RefSeq lists its product as uncharacterized. The transcript is spliced from 4 exons. The record is from RefSeq and is a predicted model, not a curated record. Lineage: Eukaryota; Metazoa; Arthropoda; Insecta; Hemiptera; Aphididae. Bases 126 to 1193 code for a protein of 355 amino acids.
CAUUAUAGUUACUAUAGUUAGAAGUUACUAGUUAAUAGUUAGUUUAUAAUUCUCUUUUUAAUAUUUAAAAUAAUUGCUUUGUUAUAUUUUAUUAUAUUUACCUCAUUACCUGUAUUAGUCAUACAAUGAAAAGAUUACGAAUAAACAAAAUGCUUAAAGCAGCAACAGCAGCAUUUGAACCUAAACGUUUAACAUAUGGUGGUAACAUGGAAAAUUCAAAUACUAUGUCUAUAGCAAAUAAUGAUUAUCUGCAAGAUAAAGUACAAACUUGGCUUGAAACUAAUAAUAAUUGUAUUACUGUGGACAAUACCUUGGAAAAUAUGGAACAAUUAGACUGUCAGAUUUAUAAUGAUUCAGAUAACUAUUUUGAUCCCAAUACUAUUGAAUUCUUGAUUGAUGAUGAUAACAUCAAUGAUUCAAAUGCAAUUUUAAAUACAGAGAUUCCAUCUGAGAUAGUUAAUCAUACAGAAUCAAACAUAAUUCAACCACCAAUAAUAAUUGUUGUUCCACAACUUGAAGUUGCUAAUGCAUCAACAGAUAACAUGGAAGAAUUAAUUUUAGAUCCUGAAUAUUCAGAAAAUAUUGAAGUUGUAAAUGGGGGAAGAAAAAGGCAAAAAAUAAACAAAAGAAAAAUUGAUCAAUACAACAGAAAUAUAAUUAAACCUGGGUUAGUGAUUAAUUGUAUUCAUAAAGAUAAACCAUUUUGUAAAGUAUCUGAGAUUGAUCCUCAAUGUUUAAACAUUUUUAAAGAAAACCUACGGUCUUUAAAAUCUAAAAUAGAUCAGGAUAAAUUCAUAAUAGCAAUGAUGACUGUACAAAAACCUUUAAAAACAGAUAGAAGAAAAAUAAAUGAAACCAAAAAUAAUUUAACAGACCGAAACACAAUAAAAUAUUUUAUUCCAACCAAAGAAGGGAAAAUUCCUGUGUGUGCUGCAGUAUUCAGUUCAAUAACCUCUAUAUCCCGUAAACGUUUGAAUAUAAUUGCUAAAAAUUUCCAACUUGACUUAUGUAGCCCAAAAGAGAAACGUGGAGGUAAACAUGAGAAUCCAAUAGAUCAAAAAGUAACAGAGUCUAUAAUUGAACAUAUUACACUAUUCAAAGCUAAGAAAAAUGUUUUUCCUAUAUCCAAGGAAAAAAGACUGUUGGUAUUUCUCAGACAUAUGAAGGAGAACCAAUUAGAGUUCCUGUAUUAAAAAAAAAUGGAAAUUUGGAAAAUAUAGGAUUAGUUGAAAAACUACCUAAAACUAGUCAUGUAAAACCACAGAAAAGGGAUGAUGUAAAAAGACUGUUAAAGUAUUUCAAUAUACCACCCGAUGCUAAAGAUUUUUAUAGUGAUAUUUUAAAUUAUGAAGUCACUGAAACAUCAGCUGAAGAAGAUUGCCAAGAAUAUGAAGAAGAUACACUUUAAUAAAUUACUACCUAUGUUUAAAUAACUAAUUUCUAGUUGAUAAUUUAUUAUUUUAUAUUUUGAUACUCAAAAAUAUAACUAAAAUGUAUUGUUAUACUACAUAUUAUAUAUUCUGUUAUAAUAUGUUAUUUAUUAUUAUUAUUAUGUUGUUUGAUAUUUAACCAAGGUAGGUAAAUAAAUUAUUAUAUAAUAACUCAUUUCUAGUCUAUAAAAGUUAUUUUAUUUGACACUCUAAAAUGUUAAUAAAAUGUAUUGUUAUACUAUAAUAUUUUGUAGUUAUAAUAUGUUAUUUAUUAUUAUUAUUCUAAUUUAGUUGUUUGAUAUUUUACCAAGGUAGGUAAAUAAAUGAUUAUAUAAAUAAAAUUUUUGAUACUA